AAAUCGACACUCAGGCGACUCAACUCUCAUCCUCUCCGGUCUCCGACACUAGCUCCGGCCUCUCUUUUUAGGACAACACCACUGAAAACUCAAUCUAACAAACAACUAUCAAAUGAUAAUUAGAUUCCUUCAUGUCCCUCCAAUACCUCAAUCAUCCCAAAACCCUACAAAAAUCCACCACAACACCCUUAAGAAAACUUCAGUAAGUCCUAAAAAUGGAGUCCUUACUGCUACUGCACCACCGCCUUUGGUCACCACAGACUCCGGCCUCCGUUUCAGGGAAAAGAUUCUCUAUCUCAAAUCCCUGAAAGUAAACCCUGCAAAAGCCCUACACAGAAACCCAAAUUUCCGAUCAACCUCACUCCAAUCCCUAAAAUCUGUGGAGAAAUGUCUCUCAUCAAUGGGAAUCGAACGUUCAGAAUUCGGCCGUAUCUUCGAUAUGUUCCCUCAGCUGCUCACCUGCGAUCCCGACACUGAUCUUUACUCUGUAUUUGGCUUCUUAUUAGAUGACGUGGGUCUCCAUUUCUUUGACAUUCGAAAAUCCAUUCUUCGGUGUCCUAGACUUCUGAUCUGUAGCGUAGAAGAUCAAUUGAAACCCACAUUGUGGUUCUUGAGGAAAUUAGGGUUCAUGGGCUCCAGCAAAAUCACCUCCCAAACGACCAUGCUAUUGGUUUCAAGCGUAAAGAGCACACUGAUGCCCAAAUUGGAUUACUUGAUGGGAUUAGGGUUCGAGUAUGAAGAGGUGGCUAAUAUGGUGUUAAGAUCUCCUGGGCUAUUGACAUUUAGCAUUGAGAAUAACUUCAAGCCAAAAGUCGAGUUCUUUCUGAAUGAAAUGAAGGGGGAUUUGGGUGAUCUCAAGAAGUUCCCACAAUAUUUUUCGUACAGUUUGGAAGGUAAGAUUAAGCGGCGGCAUCGGUUGUUGGUUGAUCAAGGGGUUUCUGUACCAUUGUGGGAAAUGCUGAAGGUUAGUGAUGGAGAAUUCACGGCUCGGUUGAUUGAGGCCAGGCUACGAUUAGGUGACAAGCGAUGAUGGUUUCUAAGCUAUUACAAGCAAGUUGAGCCAAGUCGGUUGGGGCUUAGACGACAAAAAAGCAUCGUUGCUUGUUUCCAUUUCCAUAUCUGUAAAGAAACCCUAGUUCUUAUGAACCAAGAUCGGUUUGCCAGAUAUCAAACCUUCUUUUGUUGAAAAGGUAUGAUGGGUACUGUUGAUUCAAUUCAUUCGAUUUAUUAACCUGUCUUUUACAAUCAGAGUUUUGUGAAGAGGGUUUUACAUUAGGAUUUAUUAUAUAUAGAUUGUUUCGAUUGUAUCAAUGGACGAUCUGGAGAAGGCGAUACUCAUCAUCUUUGAUGAAUUGGGGACAUUUACAUCGGAACUGAAAUCACAGGCGGUUGUAUUCUCUAAACAAAUCAAAAGAUAAUCCUUCUAUAUGUAGUAUUUUGUAUCGAAUGAUUGUGUUUUCUGAAACUGGUUCAUGUUCAGUUCUGGUGUUUGCACAAAGUUUUGCAUGGUCUCGUUUGUAAAUGAAGUUUGAUUUUAGUUAUGAAACUCCGUUCAUA
Cynara cardunculus var. scolymus (artichoke) is the source of this 1557-nucleotide messenger RNA. Its product is annotated as transcription termination factor MTEF1, chloroplastic. Lineage: Eukaryota; Viridiplantae; Streptophyta; Magnoliopsida; Asterales; Asteraceae. The record is from RefSeq and is a predicted model, not a curated record. The coding region runs from base 113 to 1030 and encodes 305 amino acids. Gene Ontology annotation, molecular function: double-stranded DNA binding. Gene Ontology annotation, biological process: regulation of DNA-templated transcription. The transcript has 3 exons.